Molecule: messenger RNA, 6153 nt
Organism: Epinephelus fuscoguttatus (brown-marbled grouper)
Lineage: Eukaryota; Metazoa; Chordata; Actinopteri; Perciformes; Serranidae
Gene: gprc6a
Product: G protein-coupled receptor, class C, group 6, member A
Exons: 6
Coding region: 135-2792 (885 amino acids)
Biological process (GO): G protein-coupled receptor signaling pathway
Cellular component (GO): membrane
Molecular function (GO): G protein-coupled receptor activity
Source: RefSeq, a predicted model, not a curated record
UUAAGUCUGUUGACAAUGCUUAAAAAGGCGGGUAUCACUGUGCUGGAGGUGAAAAACUGCAGAGAGGCCAGAGAGAGAGGAGAGGUGGAGAGUUUAGGAACCAACCCCAGACAGAAAGCAGAGAGGACAGCAGAAUGGCCUGGGUUGCUCCUCUAAUCUAUUUGCACAUCACACUUUUUCUUUUUAUUCUGGAAAUGGGACAUGGUACUGAGGAGGACAGCAGAAUGCUGGGAGUUACAGCCCCAGGAGAUAUCAUCAUCGGAGGAAUCUUUCCCGUUCAUGAGGAUGUAGACAAAAUGAACAACUCCUUUGCACCCCACUUACAGCCAUGUAUCAGGUUUGUUGAAAGAAGCCUGGUGAAGGUGCUGGCUAUGAUCAAUGCCAUAGAGCUCAUGAAUAAAUCCCCUCUGCUGGCUGAUGUUAACAUCACUCUCGGCUAUCGUAUCCUGGACUCCUGCUCUGAUGUCAGCACAGCUCUGAGAGCUACAGCAGACUUCACCCAGCGGGCCGACUGCUACACCGGAAGCAACACUUGUGACCAGCUGGUCAUGGCUGUUGUAGGGGCCUCUUACUCUGAAUUGUCUAUUGCCAUCGCUAGGCAACUGACACUCAAGAUGAUCCCUCAGAUCAGUUAUUCAUCAACUGCUGUAAUUCUAAGUGAUAAGAGCCGCUUCCCUGCCUUCUUGCGGACCAUUCCUAAUGAUGAGCAUCAGACAGCUGCUAUGGUCAGUCUGCUCAGCACCUAUGACUGGAACUGGGUCGGAGUAGUAACCACAGAUGGAAAUUACGGCCUAUCAGCUCUUGACCACUUUUUCUCCCAGGCUACUGAAAAGGGGAUCUGCGUGGCCUUCAAAUCAAUCCUACCACAAUCUGUAACUAGUCAGGAUGUGGGCUCUGCUAUCUCACAGACUGCCACAACCAUCCUCACCAACCCCAAGGUACAGGUGAUCGUGUCAUUUGCCAAGCCGACUCUCAUGAUGCACCUUUACCAGGAGCUUAAGAAUCAGAUGCUGAGAGCAGGACAGAACAUGGCGUCAAUGAGAAGAGUCUGGGUGGCCAGUGACAGCUGGUCCUCCUCCAGCUCUGUGAUAAAACACACAACUCUGGAGGACAUUGGACACAUUGUUGGCUUUACCUUCAAAAGUGGAGACCUGUCGUCAUUCAGUGAGUACCUGAGCAGACUGGAGGCAGCUGGACAUGACUACACAAGGAAUAACACCUUCAUGCAGGAAUUCUACAUGCAGCUAAAUGCCAGUGAAGGUUCUGGAGGAGCUGAGCUGGCGUCUAAAGCUGUGAAUAUCCUUAGAAAACACAUUCAUGCAGACACUGUCUUCAGUGUUGAGAUGGCUGUGAGCGCCAUCGCUCAGGCUAUGGUGUCUAUCUGCAGGAGCAGAGACUGCCAAACACCAGGCACAGUUCAACCCUGGGAGGUGCUGAAAGCUCUCUGGAUGCAGAAGUUUAAACUUCGAGAAAAGACCUAUCAGUUUGACAGCAGGGGAGACAUCAAUCUGGGCUAUGAUGUUACCAUGUGGAGAUCAGAGGGAGGAAAGAUUCAUGUCCAUGAUGUUGUGGCUGAAUACCACCCACAAAACAACAACUUCACCCACACCAACCACAACACCAUCCAACAGCUCUGGGACCUGAAGCACAUCAUCUCUAAAUGCUCCAAUAGCUGCAUCCCUGGAGAGUUCAAGAAAACAGCUGAGGGACAACACACUUGUUGUUAUGAGUGCAUCAACUGUACUGCAAACUACUACUCUAAUGACACAGAUAUGGACGAGUGUCUUAGCUGUGACACAAACAUCGAGUGGUCUCCUGAGGGCAGCUCCAGCUGCAUCCCCAAAGCCUUGCUCGUCUUCUCCUGGCAGGACGGCUUCGCUGUGGUCCUUCUGACCUUUGCUGCCCUGGGCAUCCUCCUGGCUCUGCUAGUGUCAGCUCUGUUUCUAAAUCAGCGUGACACUCCUGUUGUGAAAGCUGCCGGGGGGCCGCUGAGCCAGAUUAUCCUGUUCUCUCUAGUCAUCAGUCACAUUAGUGCCAUGCUGUUUGUAGGCCGGCCCAACAGUUUCAGGUGUAAGGCUCGACAGGUGCUCUUUGGCAUCAGCUUCACUCUGUGUGUCUCCUGCAUCCUGGUAAAGACCCUGCAGAUCCUGCUUGUCUUCCAGUUUGAUCCUGAGCUGCAGGAGGUUCUACGGAGGCUCUACCAGCCUUAUGUCAUUGUUAGCAUCUGUGUAGCCUUACAAGCAACUACCUGCAUCUGCUGGCUGGUCCUUAAAAGCCCAUUUAAUCACACCAUCAAGUAUCCAACCACUCUGCUGGAGGACUGUAAUGAGGGCUCAUAUCUGGCCUUUGGGGUGAUGUUGGGCUACAUAGCUGUUCUGGCUUUAGUGUGUUUCAUUUGUGCUUUCAAAGGCCGCAAACUGCCACAGCAGUACAACGAGGCAAAGUUCAUCACCUUCAGCAUGCUGCUCUACCUCAUCUCCUGGCUGCUCUUUGUUCCCAUCUACGUCACCACUUCAGGAGUGUACCUGCCAGCUGUGGAAAUGGUAGUCAUUCUCAUCUCCAACUAUGGCGUCCUCAGCUGUCAUUUCCUCCCAAAGUGCUAUAUAAUCCUUUUUAAGAAGGAACAAAACACCAAGAGUGCUUUCAGAAAGAAUCUGUAUGAAUACUCCAACAAAACAGCAGUAGCUGUCUCUGUGUCUGCAGUGACAAACUGUAGGGACGUGAGUAGCUGCACAAUUUUGCACAAAGGUUCGAUCACACGACACUGCCUCAGAAGAACCAUCAGCAUAUAGACCAUUAAAAAAUUGUUGCCACAGAUUUAGAUAUGGAGACUCAUCGUACUGUGGAAGGACCUAUGUGGUGUUACAUGUACACUACUCAAGAUAUAUGACUUCAGUUCAGUUUUCUUCAUUAGACUUAUUUCCCCCCUACAUGGAUUUCAUCCCAGCUUCUCAUCCCUUUGUUUUAGAUGUGGUCUAGUUGGCGGCACUUUUCUUCAUUGCACCUGGCAGUGUAGUAAACUACAAGGCUUUUGGCAUCUCACUCAACUCAACUCAACUCAAAUUUAUUUAUAAAGCACAUUUAAAAACAACUAACAUUGAGGUGUCGGUGGCUUCGUGGUAGAGCAGGCGCCCCAUAUACAAGGCUGUUGCCACAGCAGCCUGGGUUCGACUCCAGCCUGUGGCCCUUUGCUGCAUGUCACUCCCUCUCUCUCUCUCCCCCUUACACACUUAACUGUCCUAUCGAUUAAAGGCAAAAUGGCCCAAAAAAAUAUCUUUAAAAACAACUAACCAAAGUGCUGUACAGAAGGAAUAAAAUGCCAAGAACACAUACAUGAGAGGCAACAUAACUGCUCACACAUUUAGAGACACAACACACAUAGGCAUGCAUCAGGGAAAGCCACAUCAGGGUGACUCAAACGCUAAUAAAUAAAAGUAAGUUUUGAGCCUGGACUUAAAAGAACCAAUUGCGGGGGGCGGAUCUAACUGGGAGGGGGAUGCUGUUCCAUAGUUUUGGGCCAGACAAAGCAAAGGCACGAUCACCCCUGAGCUUAAGUCUGGAGCAUGACACAACGAGGAGCCCCAGGUCAGCUGACCUGAGGGACCUGGGCAUAGAAUAGGGGGUUAGAAGGUCUGUGAUGUAGGAUGGGGCAUCUGUGAUGCUUUAUCCACAAUCGAUGGAGUUACUUUACCAAUGGAUCCUAAAGGUAUGCCUUCUGGGCAACCUUUUGAAUUCUAAUAUCAUACAUUGUCCUUCCAUCAAACUUACAGAAAUCCUACUGACCACUGCCAAAAACCAUAAUGCAAUGAAAUGGGAGUCAGAUCUCCCGAUGCCAGCUGGAUUCUGGUUCUCAGAAAACAACAGUUGCAUACCUCUGGAGAAGAUAGCUUACUCACUAAGGAAUAAGAUCCAUUUUUUUCUGUAAAAUAGUGCAUCAACAACUUAGAGAAUCUCCCAUCUCAUUUGAUAGAGUGAUUGUCUGCAUGGUCUCUCUCUUCUUUCACCACAGUAGUGUUAUAAAAGACCAUUUUGUUGUGGUUAACGUGGUUUGGGCAAAAAGGGGUAGGUAUGUCAAAUAUUUUUUUAGCACUGGGGAGGGGCUAAUGUUAUUUUAUUUUGUUUUAGUGGAGGGGCAUACAAAUUUAAAUGGCUGUAUUUUAUCACCAAAAUUUUAUCAUAGCCAGAAACUGUAAAAACAGAAAUUGGAUUUUAAAAUUUCCGAUGGUCCUUCUACACAUCAUGUGCAACAAAUGCCAAAUCUGAGCCUAAAAUAGAGAUAUUUAUUCAAAAAUAAACAAUUUGCACAAACUACCAGGCAUGUAUGACAAGAUUGAAAAACAGGCUUUUGUCAACUCCAGGAAUUCAAGUUCAAUCAAUUUUCAAUUUUAUUUAUAAAGCCCAAUAUCACAAAUCACAAUUUGCCUCACAGGGCUUUACAGCAUACGACAUCCCUCUGUCCUUAGGACCCUCGCAACAGAUAAGGAAAAACUCCCCCCAAAAAAACCCUUUAACGGGGGGAAAAAAAACAGUAGAAACCUCAGGAAGAGCAACUGAGGAGGGAUCCCUCUUCCAGGACAGACAGACGUGCAAUAGAUGUCGUACACAACAGAUCAACAUGAUAAAUUAACAGUAAACCGUAUGUCACAAUGAGACAGAGAGAGAUGCAGGACAGACGGUAAUGUUAAUAGCUUACAACAACAUUAAUGAAAGUACAGUAAUAAUAUUAUAAUUAUGAUUCUGGCUACUGUGGUACAAUAUGUUUUAAGUAUAUAUUUAUAUCUGAUAGUAUACAUAUGUGAAAAUAAUCAUAUGUGUAUAAUAACAGUAGAAGUAUGACUAAUGAUAACAUCCUCAUCUUUUAACUGUCAAACAUCAAACGGUAAGUUUGAAAACCCAAAUAAGGGAUUUAUGGUGGAGGGAGGGUAAUGCAUUUUCCGCCAGUCAUUCAGGGAUGCUCAUGGAAAAAUAUUUGUAAAAAAAAAAAAAAAAAAAAAAAAAAAAGAGAAGUCACACCCCAGCCACUCCCUCCUCUGAUAAGUAAAGAAAGUAAAGGUGGGUUUUGCUGGGGACUCCUUUUCUCAAGGAUUGUACAUUUGUCGUUGGAGCUGUUGGAGGGGGGUGUGGGGUUCUUUUUUUUUCUUCCCUUUUUUUUCCCUGCUCUUUUUAUUGUCUUGUUUUAUCGGUUUGUUUUUCAUCUUGUUUUUGUUUUGUUUGUUUUCUUUUUGUUUGUUCAGAGGGGAAACAAGUACGGAUUGAGAUGGUGGCUCUACUGUAUCCUAGCACUUAUCCAGGCUUAUAGCCUUUCUUAUUUAGGGAUUUUUGUUUAUUGUUUAGACCAUUGUGAUGUCUUAGCUGAUUGAUGGGUAGAAUAAAUAUAUUAUCUCUGAACGCUCACGGUCUCAAUCUCCCUAAUAAGAGAAUAAAUUGUCUGGAUCUAUUACAUAGGAAAAAAAUUGAUAUUGCCUUUAUUCAGGAAUCUCAUCUUCUUAAAGAGGAUGUUUCUCGUUUCAGCAAUAAGCGAUACCAGAUUUUAGCAUCGUCGUCUUACCAUAGGAAAGGUAGGGGUGUGCUUAUUGUUGGUAGUCGUAACCUGACCUUAUCUAUCUUGGACAGAGGGCAUGAUGGAGAGGGUAGAAUUGCAUUUGUUAAGACAAUGUUGGGUAACACAAAAUUAGCCUUUGUCUCAGUCUAUGCUCCUAAUGUGUACGACCAAGAUUUUUUUAACUACCUCACCCUCACAUUGUUGGACCUCUCUGAGUUUCAUCUGAUUGUUGGUGGUGACUUUAACGCUGUAUGGGACCAUAAAAUGGACAGAACUAGCCCAAAUGAACUAAGAGAGCAACGAUUAACCACCUCCCUAGUUCAUAGAUGGGCCAGGGAUGUAUCUGUUAUUGACACCUGGCGUUUGAUCAAUCCAUCUUCCCGAGAUUACUCUUUUUUUUCUGCACGUCACAAAUCCUUUUCAAGGAUAGAUUACAUCUUCAUUUCAAAGAUUUUCUCUGGGGAAGUGUAUAACUCUGUACACAUUCCAAUUACCUUUUCAGAUCACAAUGCUGUUUUUACACAGAUAAAUAUCCCUUUGGAGCCCCCCAGAGCUACUAGGUGGCGAUUCAACACUACUCUAUUACAAAAUGACCAGUUUAUUGCUUACAU